CUGGAGCCAUAAAGCAUAAAGGAGACAUAAAGGCAGUCACUUCAUUUGAAUUGUUUUCAUGGCACAUAAGAAGUCCUUAAUGUUUGUGGAAUGCAUGAACUAAUUUAACUGAUAGCCAGUUUCUGUAAAAUUAGCUAAAUAACUAGCUAACCAAAAGGUACUCUGAACAAUGAUGUCAACUUCUGUAGUCGGCACUGUCAAGCGAGCACCUUUCAGUAGCUCACAGUCUGCUGUAGAAGACGACAGGCAGUUGUGAUCCAGUGUGAUAAAUGCUAACGAGGAGGUAAACACAGGGUCUCUAGGAUCACAAAAGAAAGAUUCCAUGAGGGCGAAGUUAAAUCUGAAUGACGAGUGAAGGAAAAGUGGUGGGGGAAAAGGGUGGAAGGAAUGUGGUAAAUGUCUAGAGAAGGCAAAGUAGUGCAAAACCCUGUGGCACAAGAUGGGAACCUGAUACAUUUGAAAUACUUCCCUGUUCCCGGGGCAUCCUCCCAAGGUAACUGUCGGGUUUGAAGACAGUAAUAUUUGUAACGUAUUAUGAAUGAUAGCUUGCCAUAUACCUUAUGAUUAAUAAGCUCAGACUUGUAUGUAGUGAUUACUUAUUACCAGACAGUUUCUGAUAUUCAAAGAAGAGUGAAAGCAUUUCAGAGAAGGACUGCGAGUGAACGCUUCUGAAAGAUCCUGGGACUUUACCCCACCCUCUACACUAAUUGGGUACAGUCCACCUUGGUGGACUGAGUUGGCGUGGGGGGCGGGGGUUGUUGUCUUGACAACAGAUCUCAUUGGCCUGUCAAAGUGAAACUGUUGGACGAUUGGCUGCGAAGCUUUCCAGAGGCCUGCCCCGGUCGCUGAUUGGAUAAGGGGCAGCCAAACUCCCCCACUCCUUUCCCGCAGGGUUCUGUUGCUUGGCAACCGAUUUGCGACCUCCUGCGAAGCGGGCACCCAGUUACACCUGUGAAACGUAAACUACCCGACUAACGAGGGCCCCACGCUGCCCUGCGCUUACACCUCUCCCGCUCGCCGCCCGCACGGACGACACGGGUUGUGCCAGGUGCUCAUCCAAGUUUGCCUUGAGACCAGGCUGUGGGCUGGCACGGCAGUCACACACCGCAGUUGAGCACGUGCCCGGUUUCCUUCUUGAAGUCAGAGGAGAAAGAAAGUCACUGUUCUAUGUCCAAUUUAGAGCCACUUCUGUUGGGAGGACACAGCGUUCUGGGGCUCUAGAAAACAAGAUUUAUGUCGGAGUGGGACAGUGACCAGUAAUCUCAGACAUCUGUCUCAGAGUGCACCCUAGGAGUGUGGGGACAAGUGCCAGGCCCUUUGCUGCCUUAUCAUGCACCGCAGGGCUUACUUCUUGCUGGAAAGAGACUUCCAAGAGUUGAAGGAGAACAAUUUUAAGGGUAUUACUGCCUUUCCUGUAAGUGAAGAUCUGAUGGAAUGGGGAGCUAGUAUUCAAGGUCUACAGAAUACAGUUUGGCAAGGAUUAUUUUUCCAACUGACAAUAAAUUUUACAUCGGAGUACAAUUUGGUGCCUCCAGUUGUGAAAUUCUUAACAAUUCCUUUUCAUCCAAAUGUAGACCAAAAUUCUGGUCGGGCCUGUAUAGAUUUUUUGGACAACCCUGCUAAGUGGAAUACAAGCUAUACAUUGAGCAGCAUUCUAUUUACCCUCCAGGUUAUGCUUUCAAAUCCAGUGCUAGAAAAUCCAGUGAAUUUGGAAGCAGCCCAAAUGCUGAUUAAAGAUGAAUCUCUGUACAAACAAAUAGUUCUAAGAUUUUUCAACCAACCAUCACAAUUGAGAGAUGACAGGCCUGAGUCACUUAAAGAUCCAGAUAAAUUUAUCAGAUCAACUAAGGCAGUCUCAUUUAAUGAUUACUACAAGACAUGGUCUGGAAUAGCCACAUCCAAAGCCACAGAGUAUUAUAGAAGUCCAUUGCCUGAAGAUCCACAUUUUAUUGGCGAGUAUCAUAAAUGGAAGAAACUUGAAUUAAAACAUCCUAGAGAAUGGAAUCUAAAGUAUGCUGCUGCUAUGGCUCGGCUUGCCAGAGAAAGCAGAAGGCCUCACAAAGCCAAUUAUCCAACGGAAAGUGUUCAUCUCUGCCCCACUCCAAUUCAAAAUUUUCCUGAUGCACAACCUGAAAUUGAUAUCAUCAUGAAGACCGAUAGAACAAAGGAGAGGUGGAAGAGUGUAAUUUUACCAGAUGAUGUUAACACGAAUGAGUCAUGGGAAGAAGAAGUGGAAGACCUGGUCACCUGGACCAACACUCUUGAUAUAAAUGUUUUAGAUGAUUCAUCAAUUUAGAUGAUUCCUGAAGCUCCAGGAUUUAAAAAAUGAACAGCCUCAACCACAGAUCAACUUCAUGAAGCAACUUUGGAACAUGGAUUCCAUUUUUUUUCAAGUUGGACUCAUGCUCUCCAAGUACAAAUUAGAAAUAUAACUACAAAUCAGUGAAUAUGUUGCUUUGAAUUUUUUGAGCUCUACUGCAUUGUUUGAACCUAAGUUAACCAAAUUAGGGAUGUUCACUGUGGCAUUUCAAUCAAUGGUAUUAUGCCCUCAAUUGUUAGGCUUCUGGAUGCAAGUUUUUGCAGGCAAGGUAUGAAUCAGGAAGAGGCUGGGUUAGGAGGAGAGCACUCAGGAGCUUCAGAAGCGGGAUAUUAACCAAAUAGAGGGAUCUUUACAGUUGUCUACAUCUGCCUGGUUUAGUGUCUUGUUUCCUCCAUAUUCAAAGUAUGAGAUGUCAUCCAUCCACCAAUGUUCCUCUUAUGUUUUCUCCCAGAAAACAUGCUUUGUUUCCUCUUUGACCUUAAUCAAUCAUCCCCUCAUAUUCUCAUAUCUUUUUUUUUCUCCUUAUCUUUUUGCUGCAUUGCCUCAACCUGCAAAUGUGCUCAGAUCUCUCCUGGUUUUUUGUUUACCUUUGACCCUGUGUUUCUACUUCCCUCGACACUAUUUUAUUCAGGGAUACCUGACUGGCUCAGUUGGUGGAGCAUGUAACUCUUGACCCUGGGGCUGUAAGUUUGAGCCUCACACUGGGUGUAGAGAUUAAAAAUAAAAUCUUUAAAAAGAAAACAAAAGCAAACAUUGUAUUAUUCAUAUUUUCUCAGGUUUAUUGAUUAUAGUCUAUCAUUUGCCAUCUUUAUUGCUUUGGUUCACUUCACAUUGGCAUCUCACUGCACAAUAAAAUCUGCUUUUGCUACAUUACUUGAUGAAAAUUCACUAGGAUCACCAAAGACUUCCAUAUUUCUAAAAUUCAAUAGCUACUGUAUCUUACUGGACCUCUAGGCUAUAUUCUAUAUUAUUGAUCACUUCUGUCUCUUUUUUUAAUGUUUAUUGCCUCACCUUUGAAGAGGCUUGUUUUGAGGCCUAUCCACCUACACACACAUCUCUUCCCAUAAACACCAUAACUCAGUAUACAUAUAAAUGUAUAUAUCUAUAUCUACAUAUAGAUAUAGAUAGGUAGAUAGAUAGAUAGAUAGAUAGAUGCCUGACCUUGGGUCUAGUUGUUAAUAGGUCUCUCCUUCAUUUCUAAAGAAACUGAUUUUACUUCCUGUGAAAAAAUUAAAAUGCUGUUAUAUAUACUCUAGUGCCUGGGCACAUCCCUGGCUAGCUAAAUGUUUUCAAGUCUGCCUGUGAUGGUUCAGACUAUAAGACCCCAAGUGAUUGUAGUGCCUACCACUUUUAUUAUCCUCCCCAACAGGAACCACAAAAUUCUAGCAGCUACCCCAGAUUUUCCCCUCCUUUUGUCAACGCCAAAGUACACCCAAGAGCCAAUUUAAUGAUUCCCACCCAACUUGAUAACAAUUAAGAGUUAUUUUUACACCCAAUGAAAAGUGCCAUUAUAGAUGGACCAUCCUAUACCUCAGUGAAAUUAUAGAAUGUAGUUGAAAGAUGCAUUCUGCUGAUGGUCACAAUGAUGGGGGCUGGGCCUCUGACUCUUCUCUGGUGGUUUUCUAGGAGGACAAACAUGUAGAUUGUCAACAGGUAUACAGUAAUCACCAAGAAAUUAAACUCAAAAGAACCAUGGUAGUCAACCAAAAAUAUUUCCUUGAUAUCAGCUGUCAUAUAUUGUAUUUUAUACUUUCUAUUUAAUCUCUUUCUUUCAGGACAAAGAAGUUACACUUGCUUGUUGCUUUCUUUUCCUGCUACCAGAAAACGUGGGGGUAAAAGUGGGUGAUAGGGAAAGGAAGGGUAGGAAACACAUCUUUGGAACAGAGACAUUAGUUAGUAGAACAGGAUAGUUUUUUUUAAAGUUUAUUUAUUUAUUUUGAGAGAGAAAGUGCAAGUAUGCAUGAGCAGGGGAAGUGGCACAGAGAGAGAGAAUCCCACGCAGGCCCCAUGCCAUCAGUGCAGAGCCCAACACAGGGCUCAAUCCCAUGAACUGUGAGAUCAUGAUCUGUGCCAAAACCAAGGGUCAGAUGCUCAACUGACUGAGCCACCCAGGCACCCCCAGGAUAGUAUAUUUAAUUACCUUCACUAUAUCUCUGGCCAUUCUUUCUGACUCUUCAGUAGGAAUCUCCCUUCCAUCUCUGGCCCUUGGUAAAAGGUUCCUUUGGGUUCCAGCCCAAUGCUCUCCUCUAUGCAUUUUUCUUGGAAAAUGUUGCCACUGUCAAGAGUUUUACCUCCCACGCACAUUGUCAUUCUCUGAACUUUUUUCUUCCUGCUUAAAAGACAUCUUCACUUCAACGUCCCCCAUGCAUUGGAACCUCAACAUGCCCAAUUUAAACUCAUUUCUCCCCCUCCACCAGACCUCCUUCUGCCUCUUGUGUUUCUUUUUCAGUUAAUGGAACAAUCAAAAGAUAAAAACUUGGGGAUCACUACAGACUUCUUUCACUAUGGCAGAUUGAUCACCAGGACUUGGAAUAUUAUCUUUUAGAUGUCUCAGAUCCAUUUUCUCAUCCCUGUUCUUACCAUCACUUUAUAUUAUGAAUCCCUUUAAAAAAAUUUUUUUAAGUUUAUUUAUUUUUGAGAGAGAGACAGAGCAUGAGCAGGGGAGGGGCAGAGAGAGAGGGAGAUACAGAAACCAAAGCAGACUCCAGGCUCCGAGUUGUCAGCACAGAGCCCAACGUGGGGCUCAAACUCACCAACCAUGAGAUCAUCACCCGAGCCGAAGUCGGACACUCAACCAACUGAGCCACCCAGGUGCCCCGAACUCAAAAUACUUCUAAUUUCCUUCUAGAUUCUUCUUUGACCGUAUGUUAUUUACUUUGUUUUUAAAUUGUUAUUUAUUUUAAAAGAAGAUACCUUUCUACCAUUGAUUUCUACUGUAAUUCAUGUGGAAAGAGACUAUGCUGUGUAUGAUUUGAAUUUUUUUAAACUUAUCGAUACUUGUUUAACGGUUCAUAGUAUAAUCUCUCUAAGCACAUAUUCCAUAUACAUUUGAAAAACAUGUAUAUUCUGCUACUGUUGAAUGGAUUGUUCUAUAAAUGUCCAUUAGCUGGUUGAUUGCGUUGUUCAAGUUUUCUCUACCUUCAGUGAUUUUCUGUCUGCUUGUUCUAUCAGUAAUUGAGACAGAUGUGUUGACGUCUCUGAAACCGUGGGUUAGCCUAUUUCUACCAUCAGUUCUACCACUUUUUGUUUCAUGUUUUUUGAAUCUAUGUUGUUAGGUUUGAAAACAUAUAAGAUUAUUUUGUCUUCUUGAUGAAUGGGUCCAUUUAUCACGAAAUUACCUUCUUUGCUUUGAAAUCUACUUUGAUAAUCAUAUAGCCAGUCCAGUUUUUCUUUUAAUUAAUAUUAACAUGGUAUGUCUUUUUCUAUUCUUUUUUUUAAUCUGUUACAGUUUUACCUAUCUCUAGAGUUUUCCAAAAAAUUAAAUAAGAUGUAUUAUUUAGAACACAGAACAUAGUGAAUAUUUAGUGUCUGUUAGUUACUGUGACUAUUGACUAUUUCUCUUUAUUCAAGGCAGUGAGAACAUUUCCUAACAUAUCAGACUGUGCUCAUUGCCCAGCUAUAGUUAUAUUGAUAUCUUCUAUUUUGGGAUGUAAAUAGAAAAAAUAUACUGAAAGUACAUGAAAGGCAAAAUAGAAGUAUUUACUUUAAAAAAAAAAAAAACAUGACUGGGGCACCUGGGUGGCUCAGUCGGUUAAGCGUCCGACUUCGGCUCAGGUCAUGAUCUCGCAGUUUGUGAGUUUGGGCCCCGCGUCAAGCUCUGUGCUGACAGCUUGCUCAGAGCCUGGAGCCUGCUUCAGAUUCUGUCUCCCUUUCUCUCUGCCCCUCACCCGCUCACACUCUGUCUCUCUGUCAAAAAUAAAUAAGCAUUAAAAAAAAUUUUUUUAACAAUGCUUGAACCUGUUAUGUGCAUACUAGCUAUGUGACCUUGGGCAAGUUCCUGCAUCUUGGUUUCUUAAUCAGUCAAGGAUGAAUAAUAAUGGCACCAAGUUUUCUAUAGUUGUUGAGAAGACCUAAUACAUCAGUACAUUAAUAUUUGUAAAGUGCUCAGGACGGUACCUAAUCCAUAAUAAGUGCCAUGUAUGUGUUUGAUAAAAUAAAAAACACAUCUUACUUUACAUUACUUUACUUUCUAAUGGUGUAUGAAAGAAAUUAAUAUUCAGAAAGCCUAAUAAAUCUGCGGUUUUAUGAAAUACCCCAGGUAGUUUUGAUGGAAACUAUCAGUGGGUGACACUUUGGGAUACAACAUAAUUCUAAGAUUUAUUUCAAAUAUGGUUAACAUGGCACAAGAGGUGCCAUUAGGUAAUGAGGAGAGUGUCCCUUUAUAAUGAAGCCGCAUGACUAAGUGCAGAGCCUAAUUUGGAGAGAGAAACCAAGUCUAAAUUUGAGGUCCUAUGUGAACAUGAAUCCCAACCUCAUUGUGAUAAGCCCAGAUGCAUACAGAGAAGAGAGGGUAAAAGGAGCAGGAAAUUCUAUUUUUUGAAAAUUUCCUAUAAUGUUUGGGCUUAUGUCCUUAGAACCUUAGAGUUAGGUUUUUAAAUUUGCUUAAUUGUUUAGACUCCUCUUCCCCUCCAGAUGGCGCCAGUUGGCUGCUAUUUUCUGUGCAGUAGUCAAGGUGCCUAGAAAUGUCAGGCACUGUCUUGUUAGGCUUUUAAAGAUUUGCAUGGCACAUGAACAUUUUAUAAAAACAGGAAUAUUUUGCUGUCUCUUCCCAAGAAGAUGGUUACUCAGUGCUCAGCAAGGCUUACUAAGAGGAGAAUAACCCAGAGCUUACAAAUUAUGCACAUUUGAUAAAAUCAUAGAACCAACCUCCUGGAGAAAUCAGUCAGUCCUCACCACUGCCUUCAGGCAGGACCACACAGACACCACCCUCUUGUAGAUGAGAAUGAGUACAAAGAGAGAACAGAAAAACUCAGUUUUUGUUUAAUGACUUCCAGAUAUCAGUGCAUCCACUGAGAGCUGCUUUGCCUCCUACCUGAGGGAGGGAGGAAGUUCUCUAGAGGCUGGCAGAAAGCCAGAAGGCUGCAGGGCCUGUCCUCCCUCUAGACAGCCCUUUGCCUUCUGGCUUCUCACCUACAGGCCAUGGUUGUCCCUAAAGAGUAAAUGCCAAGCAUUAUUGGGUGAGGUGGGGGAACCAUAGGAGACCCUAUCCUGUGUAUCUCUGUUUGUCAACAAAGGGUAUAAGGAAGCCCAGAAUUUGAUUAUCUUUUUGUUUUGUUUUGUUUUUGGAGUCCCAGAAUUCAAUUUAAGCCACUAUCUCCAGAGGCUGAGAUCUAAGUCUUUUCCAAAUAUUCAAUCCCAGGAAGAAUAGUCAAUAUUCACCUUCCAAGAGGGAGUUCUUUUUGGCUAAUCUGAUUCCCAGAUGCAAAAGCAUAAACCCACUUGACUUGAGGUUUUCAUCAUAAAAGAUGGCGAACAGCUGGCUUUCAUUUUCUCAACAGUAUCCCUUAAUAGAUCUGAAAGCUAAUUUUAAGUAUUCCAUACUCUCCUACUAUUUGUACUAACCAAGCCCAGCCUUUUUUGCUUUAUGUCAUGAUUUGAAUGUCCAAACCCUCUUUCUGACUCUUCACCUCACUUUUAAGUUCUAGAGACCAGACUAGAAUUCAAAUGAAAAGUGAUCACUCUAAUGACCAAGGAUAAUUAUAUUUGCAAGUUGAAUUCUGUUUCAACAAUACAGUUGUGAUAUCCAAUCUGAUCUCCUGAGGCUUUUUAUGUGUCUCAACAACUCGCUCAUGUUAACGAUGCUCUACUGAUAGAGACAAGUGUUUUCUCUAGAGAAAAAGUCAUAGAUACCAGAUGUGUCCACAAGCUGCUAUCCAUUUGAAGUCAAACUACAUAAUUAAGAUACUGUUCUGGUUAAGUGUAUAUAUAAUAACUAAUUUAUCAAAAGUCUUAAACCUCAAUCUAUGUCACCAAUAAA
Acinonyx jubatus (cheetah) is the source of this 8297-nucleotide messenger RNA. It is a transcript of the gene UBE2U, whose product is annotated as ubiquitin conjugating enzyme E2 U. The transcript is spliced from 10 exons. NCBI's taxonomy places the organism in Eukaryota, Metazoa, Chordata, Mammalia, Carnivora, Felidae. The coding region runs from base 1331 to 2296 and encodes 321 amino acids. The record is from RefSeq and is a predicted model, not a curated record.